This is a messenger RNA of Myxocyprinus asiaticus (Chinese sucker), 3361 nucleotides long. Its product is annotated as glucagon-like peptide 2 receptor. The record is from RefSeq and is a predicted model, not a curated record. Gene Ontology annotation, molecular function: glucagon receptor activity; peptide hormone binding. Lineage: Eukaryota; Metazoa; Chordata; Actinopteri; Cypriniformes; Catostomidae. Bases 232 to 1806 code for a protein of 524 amino acids. Gene Ontology annotation, cellular component: plasma membrane. The transcript is spliced from 13 exons. Gene Ontology annotation, biological process: cell surface receptor signaling pathway; adenylate cyclase-modulating G protein-coupled receptor signaling pathway.
GAAAGAACGGAGUCUGGGAACUCCCAUUGAUCUGAGGGUCCCUGUCUCACCAACAUCACCAGAGUUCUUCUGGAGGUCAUCCACGUCCAGACCAUCCACAUUGUAUGAUAAACAGGAAAUUGAACGUGAGGCCUGGAAACCACUAUGAAUGACAGUGGAUUAGGUGGCCUAGGGGAUGUAGCAUGAAGCCGUGGAGCUCUUUUCACCUCGCCGGCAGGUGAACACUGAGCCAUGUUCACGGUGCUUGCACCCUGGCCAGGGAGAAGGCUGGCGGACAAAGGAAUUCUACAUUGUGGUCUCUUUAUGGUAGUCUACACAACACAGGUCAUGAGCUCCGUGCUGGAUGAGCUGAUCUAUAAACGUGCUGAAUAUCAGGAGAACUGUACCCGAACUCUGAAAGCCACUCUCCCUACUGGAACUGGAAUAUUCUGCAAUGGAUCAUUUGACGUUUUUGCCUGUUGGCCUCAUUCAUCUCCUGGGAUAGUAUCUGUACCUUGUCCUCCCUAUUUACCAUGGAUCAGAGAAGGUGCUUCUGGAAAUGUGUACAAGGAAUGCACAAUGAAUGGGACCUGGAAAACCGAGGAGAACUCCAACAAUGAAUGGAGAAAUCAGUCUGAGUGUGAACACCCUCAUUUUUUCAAGUCCGAGGAAGACGAAGUAUUCCGGCAGUCUGUGUUGAGGGUCCUGUCCAUAGUAGGAUAUUCGCUGUCUUUUUCUUCCCUUUCCUUGGCUGUUCUUAUAAUGAGUCUUCUGAGGAAGCUUCACUGUACGAGGAACUAUAUCCACAUGAACCUCUUUGUAUCAUUCAUAUUUAGAGCAAUGGCAGUAAUCACCAAAGAGAUCGUAUUACAGAUGAUGUAUUCUAACCUACCCAGUGACGAAAUUGGAUGGAACAGCUACACAAACUCUGUGAUUUCUUUGAUCUGCAAGGCCUCAAAAGUGUCCAUGGAAUAUUUUGUGGGGUGUAAUUACUUCUGGCUUUUGGUGGAGGCAGUAUUCCUGCACACUCUUCUGUUUACUGCAGUGCUGGCCAGGACUAGACUUCUGAAGAGAUACAUGAUUAUUGGAUGGGGCACUCCAUUAUUGUUUGUGAUUCCCUGGACAGUAAUCAAAGCUUUGUAUGAAAAUGAAGGCUGUUGGUCGAAUAACAUCAGAUGGAUCUGGUGGAUAAUCAGAGGUCCAAUAACAUUAUCAGUGAUUGUAAUUUUUUGCAUUUUUCUCAAAAUCAUCAAACUCUUGCUAUCAAAGCUAAAGGCUGACCAGGUGAAGUUCACUGACUACAGAUACAGUUUAGCCAGAGCGACACUUGUGUUGAUUCCUCUGCUUGGGGUCCAUGAGAUUGUCUUUACUAUAAUUAUAGACGAAUCGGUCGAGGGAAGCAGUCGCUAUGCUCGAAACUUCGUCCAUCUAACCCUGAGCUCUUUCCAUGGUCUUUUAGUUGCAGUGCUGUACUGCUUUGCUAAUGGAGAGGUCCAGGCUGAGCUGAAGAAGAGGUGGCAGGUGUUUCUUGUUGAAAACCACUUUGAGGUGCACAACUGCUUUGCAGACAUACACCCCAAAUAUUUGUGGAAGUGCUCACAAAAGAACCCCAGACAAGCCACAGAACAGAGUGAAUCCAAUGAGGAAGGAAACCACAUCCCCACUCAGGAACAUGCGUUCCAAGUGGCAGUCCAAUCAGCAGAAGAUGUGACUUGUGGGCGGAGCACAGGCCUGGAAUUUUACACAAGGAAGAGUCUCUCCAGCAGUGAUGGGGAAAUGACAUUAGGGGAGACAAUGGAGGAGAUCAUAGAGGAGAGUGAGUUCUAAGAGUGAGCUGCUUGUGAUUGAUUCAGCCUGGUCUCAUGAACAUUAUGUGACAGUGGCAACAUUUUGCAAACGAAAUUACGUGCCUUAUUAUUACACAUUUUGGUGCAGUUUCCCAGUGAAAUGUCCAGCAGGGGGCACCAAAAGCGAGUGAAAUGGUGCCUAAUCAGAUGAGGUUUUUUAAGGUGGAUUUUAGAUGAAGAUUUUAAUGUGUAAAAUAUGCCACCCUAACCUAAGCCUAACCGAUAGUGUCAAAAAGCAAAAUGAGAAAUGAAAUGCACAUUUUCUGAAGCAACCAUCUUUUCAUCUUGAGUCGCCUCUAUGACACUCUCAUCUCAUGUGUUAGCUUUUCGUGCUUGACUGGGCUCGAACCACGUACUUCCGAGUGAUAAAAUGUAUCGUUUUUCAAAUGAUGCGUUAUAGUAAAAGUGUUUCAAUAUCAUUACAUAGUGUGUGAGUAACAGUGUGAAAAAUAAGUGUUUAUAAAGUCAUAAUCAGCCAUUGCAGUCAUGAUUUGUGUAAAAGUGAAUAAAAUGCACAAUUGUAGUUGUGCCUCUUGUGUUCAAUUCACUAGGAAACUGCGACGAAACAGAAUUUGGCACAUAAAAAUCAGUUUGCAAAAAAUUUUGUAGUUACUGUAAAGUAAUGUUCAUUCUACGAGGCUUGGUUGUAUUGAUUUUUGUAUAAAUUUGUUUUUAAGAUGUAUAUAUCUACACUUGAAUCCCUGUAAAUAGCUUCCAUUAUUUUUUGAUACCUUUUUUUGUAUGAUAUACUGUACUGAUAUAAUUGUUUCCAGAAAGGGAGCUCCACAAUCAAGGCUUUGAAAAUUAUUCUUUUUCUUUUUAAAAUUAAAUAUGAAUUCACUGAAGAUCUAUUUUAAUGAAGGCUGCUACAAGCAAUUUCAUCUGACAAAUAUCACUCAAAUAGGUGUCCCAAGAAACAACACCUGUCUCUGUGACAGCCCUACACUCUUCAAACAGCAAAAAAGAUUCAAGGGAGCAACACUCUUUGUAAAUAAUUUUGCAUGCAUAAGUUCGCUGACCUCAGAUUAGGUAAGGUGUUUGUAGUUCAGUGUUGGGGAGAGAGCACAUGUUUGAAGCAAACUGAUGGAAGUUAGAAUGUGACUUAUAUUGUUUGCAGCACCUUUUAGGGUAUUGUUUGAAAAAACAGCAGUGAUUAGACAUGCUGAAACUAAAAAACAACAAAAUACAGAGACAGACCCUUGAUUUCUUUAUUUUACAAAUCAUACUGCUACAUUUCAUACUGAACAGUCAAGUAGAAUACUAAAAUGAAACAGAAUGCAUGACAGUUACAUACAUUUUUUUAAGAGCAAAUGUGUGUGAAGCAUUAAACGUUGUGGAUUAUUUACAUCGUAUGUGGUUACACACAACACAUGGAUGGUGAUGAUGAUAAUAAUUAAAGUCAGUGUGAUCAUGUUUUUGAUUUGCCAAUGGACUGCUUAUAUCAGUGUAUUUAACUGUAAUUAAGUGUCUAAAUAUACAGCAUAUCUUAAAGCAGAUGAAAAUUAAACGCAUUCCUAAUGAUGUAACAAUUUUUA